This is a messenger RNA of Emiliania huxleyi CCMP1516, 1983 nucleotides long. RefSeq lists its product as hypothetical. Lineage: Eukaryota; Haptophyta; Isochrysidales; Noelaerhabdaceae. Bases 1 to 1983 code for a protein of 660 amino acids. The transcript has 7 exons. The record is from RefSeq and is a predicted model, not a curated record.
AUGGAGGACGAGCUCGCCCUCGUCUCUUCCUGUCAGUCCCUGCGCCGCGGGCAGGUCUGGGUGCACUGGCUCGGCUACGGCGCCGAGCGCAGUUGCUGGGUGGACGCGACCUCUGAGGUCGAAGCCACCGGGUGCCCAGACAGCGCCGAUGUGCUGCUGCCGGGGAUCGACGCGCCAAAGGUGUACGCGGCGAUGUCGCUGAUCGAGUCUCCCGACGCGGAGGCGGAGGCCGCCGCCAUCCUCGGCCGCCCGGUCAGUGGCGGCCGCAGCGGCGGCGGCGGCGAUGUCUCACCUGUGAAGAAGCGGAGGCGGACGGGUUGGGCGGGAGGCGGUCGGCGAAGCAGGAAGCCCAAGGCGCCGCGCAAGGCGUACGAGAAGCGCGUGCACAUCAUCACCGUCAGCCGCGACGGCGUCCGCGAGCUGCGCGAAAUUCGGCGAACCAUCGGCGGCGGCAGAGGCGCCAAAGCGUUUUCCUCCAACGGCGAACCAUCGGCGGCGGCCUCAGAGGAGGAGGAGGUGGGUGCGGCUGGGGACCGGAUGACGUCGCCAGAGGCGCUCUCCUCCUCCCCAUCCACGUCCACCUCCGCCGAACCGCCGGCCGAGGUGGACGCAGCAGGCGGCGCGGCUGCGCGCGAGGUGUCUGGCGGCAGCGGCAGCAACGAGGGCGGCAGCGGCAGCAGUGGCGGCAGUGAGGGCGGCGGCGGCGGCGGCGGCGGCGGCGGCGGCGGCGGCGGCGGCGGCGGCGGCGGCGGCGGUAGCGGCAGCCCGAGAGACUGCAGCGCGUGGAUCGGCCUCUUCGACGCCGAGGAGUUUGACUGGUCAAAGGGCGCGCCGCGGCCGCGCUACUUGCGCUACAAGCCGCUCACGUCCGCCAAGGGCGAGGGGACCGUGCGGUGGCCGCUCAAGGCGCUGCGCGGGAUCGGCGACUCGGACUUCCUCUUCUCGAUCGACUCGGGCACCUUCGAGCUGUGCGCCGGCCCCUCGCACACGUUUCCUGUCUCGCAGCGGCUGCGCGUCCGCGACGACACGCUCGUGGCGCUCGUCGGCGCUGCCCACGGGUGUGUGCUGCCGCCUCGUGCCGCCGCGGCUCCCUCGCGGGCGGCGCCAGAGCCGCCCCGGGCGGGCGACGCGCUCAGCGAGUCCGAGGAGGAGGAGAGCUCGGACGAGGAGGAGGCGGGCGCGUGUCCGCUGCAGCCGCUCAUGUUUGCGGUCCCGCAGGUAGAGAUCGAGGUGGAGGAGCGCAAAGACGUCAAGCAGGUCUACGCGCUCGCCGACCGCCUCUCAUACCACGACUGGGGGCUAUGCUCCAAGGACGCCACCCUUCACGCCUCGCGCCGCAACUCCUUCGCCUCGGCGGCGCACGGUGCUGGCUCGCCCCGGCCCACCGACACGCCCACCGGCGCCGCCGCCGCCGCGCCGCCGCCGGGAGAGGGCGCGGGCUCUGUGGGCGACGACGCGCUCGGCCGGCGCGAGUCGGUGGAGAGCCUCGAGGAGCCUUCUAGGAGCCUUCUAGGAAGCUUCUGGGAGCCUUCUAGGCGCGAGUCGGUGGACAGCCUGUGUGGCGAGGGCGCGGUGCUGCCGGGCAGAGGCGACCUGACCACCGUCACUUCGGAGGGGUACGGCGAGGCGACGCUCGGCACGUGCGAACGGCUGGUCCGGCUGCUGAUGCGGCUGACAGAGUGCGUGCCCGCGAUGGAGGGGUGGGGGGGCGGCUGGAACCUCGACGCCGACGCGACGCUGCUCGACAUUGGCUCCGGCUACGGCAAGGUCGUCGUGCACGCCAAGCUCCUCUCGCGCUGCCGCGCGGCGCACGGGCUCGAGUGCGCACUCGACGAUGACUUGCUGCGCGGCGUCUCCUUCUGCUGCGCGGACGCGACGCGCGAGGCCGUGCAGCCGGUCGCCAAGAUGCGCUUCGUCACGACGGGCCGCGAGCGGUGCACAGUCUUCAUCUACGUGAACGCGCAGUUCGUCCCGGGCGUGUGA